Molecule: messenger RNA, 492 nt
Organism: Cornus florida
Lineage: Eukaryota; Viridiplantae; Streptophyta; Magnoliopsida; Cornales; Cornaceae
Product: early nodulin-like protein 18
Exons: 1
Coding region: 1-492 (163 amino acids)
Molecular function (GO): electron transfer activity
Source: RefSeq, a predicted model, not a curated record
AUGGACGAUGGUGAUUCAGUCUUCAAGUUUGAUCGGUCGGGUCCAUUCUUUUUCAUCAGUGGAAACAAAGAAAAUUGCCAAAAGGGUCAGAAGCUCAUCGUUGUUGUUUUGGCAGUCAGAAACCAUCACAAGUCUCCCCCGGUGGCCAUACCUCUGGCGUCGGUGGGUCAGACUCCGGCAUCGUCACCUUCACUAACAAAGUUCUCCCCUUCGCCGGCCUCAGCUACAACACCAUCUCCAAUAUCUCACACACCGUCGGUAACGUCACCGUCACCCACAGGAUCCUUCCCUUCGUCGGCCCCAUCCACAACACCCGUACUGUCACCAUCUCCAAUGUCUCACACUCCGCUGGCAACGUCACCCAUUUCUCCAUAUCCGGUGACUAUACCGCCGGUAAGUUCUCUGGUUCCAGCUAUAACACCCAAAUCACCUUCUCCUCCUCAGUCCUGUCUCCAACCUCAGUUGUCUCACCGGCACCGUCAAUUGCACUAG